AUGGCUCCCAUCACUGAAGAUGUCGUCUCCGGACUGAAGGACACAAUUGGCAAGCUGGAGUCCCGGGUGGUCGACCUGGAGGACCGUCUUGCCAAUGGCAACAAGCCUAAGACGGUGACGGAGCAGAUGCGCAUGAUCCUCAUGGGCCCUCCAGGAGCAGGCAAGGGCACGCAGGCCCCGAACAUCAAGGACAAGUUCUGCGUGUGCCACCUGGCUACCGGAGACAUGCUGCGGUCACAAGUCGCCAAGAAGACCGACCUUGGAAAGGAGGCCAAGAAGAUCAUGGACCAGGGUGGCCUGGUUAGCGACGAGAUCAUGGUCAACAUGAUCAAGAGCGAGCUGGAAAACAACACCGAGUGCAAGAAUGGUUUCAUUCUGGAUGGUUUCCCGCGGACCGUUGCCCAGGCUGAGCGGCUGGAUGACAUGCUUGGAGUGCGCCAGCAGAAGCUCCAGCAUGCGGUGGAGUUGCAGAUCGAUGACGCCCUGCUGGUUGCCCGGAUCACUGGCCGUCUGGUCCACCCUGCCUCCGGCCGUUCGUACCACAAGAUCUUCAACCCGCCCAAGGAUGACAUGAAGGACGACGUGACGGGUGAGCCGCUCAUCCAGCGGUCUGACGACAACGCCGAUACCCUGAAGAAGCGCUUGGCUACCUACCACGACCAGACCAGCCCCGUUGUUGGCUACUACAAGAAGACUGGUAUCUGGCGGGGCAUUGACGCCAGCCAGGAGCCUGGCCAGGUGUGGAAGAGCCUGCUCGGUGUUUUCCACAAAAACUAA
Messenger RNA from Penicillium alfredii, 777 nucleotides. It is a transcript of the gene adk1, whose product is annotated as adenylate kinase ADK1. The record is from RefSeq and is a predicted model, not a curated record. Lineage: Eukaryota; Fungi; Ascomycota; Eurotiomycetes; Eurotiales; Aspergillaceae. Gene Ontology annotation, molecular function: ATP binding; AMP kinase activity. Gene Ontology annotation, biological process: ADP biosynthetic process. The transcript is spliced from 4 exons. Gene Ontology annotation, cellular component: cytoplasm; mitochondrion. Bases 1 to 777 code for a protein of 258 amino acids.